Messenger RNA from Cucumis melo (muskmelon), 1340 nucleotides. RefSeq names its product WEB family protein At1g75720. The transcript is spliced from 2 exons. Lineage: Eukaryota; Viridiplantae; Streptophyta; Magnoliopsida; Cucurbitales; Cucurbitaceae. The record is from RefSeq and is a predicted model, not a curated record. Bases 474 to 1160 code for a protein of 228 amino acids.
CCAUCUAACGAGUAUGAUUCAUUUUGCAUGUGAGUUUUGUUCUAGUGAGUUUAAUGUUGCACCAAGCGAAGCUGUGCAAUGAGAUUCUCUUAAACUAACAUGUUAUGUUUUCAAUUCACUCAACAUUUGUAGUUGGAUGGAGCAUUAAGUGAUGUGGAAGGCAAGUAAGAAAGAGCAGGCAUUUAAGCUACAGUGGACAUUCUAACUGCUUGUACCAGAAAAUCAAAUAUUUGAAGAUUCAACUACAACUUAUGCCAAGGUCCACCUCCCCCAAAGCAGCUGCUUAGAUGAAAGAAACUAUAAAUUGCAAAAUUCUACAUCAUAGCGUUGCAGCUAAAGCCACCCCUCUCUCUCUUCCCCUUUACUUUUAAAGCUAAAGCAAAGAGCUCAAUUCUCCCACCAAACCAAUCGUCAAAUAUACCAUUAUCUUCCCACAUCCUCGUACACAUCCCAAACUCACUAACCAUCCAACCAUGGAAGACCCUGAAAUACCUAGCCAAAGUUCUGCCUCCACGGUCGACACCUCGCGUCCCUUCCGCUCCGUGAAAGAAGCUGUUGCCGUGUUUGGCGAACGCCUUCUAGUUGGAGACGCAUACUCAUCAUCUCCAAAACCAUCCACCGACGCCCCAUUGCCUGAAAUAGGCACAUGGGAGGCAAUGCCAAGCUCUACAACAACAAUAAAAGAAGAGAAAGAACAUGUUUUGGAUAGCUUGAAGAAACUCGAGGCAGAGCUGGAAGAGACCAAGGAAGAGUUGAGAUUGCUAAAGGAAAGGGAAGAAGAUACAGAAGUGGCAUUGGCAUCACUGAAUGCAGAGCUACAUAAGAACAUGUCAAAGUUAGCCGAGGCCGAGGCCGAGGCCGCUGCUGCGGCAAAAGCUGCAGCGACGAGAAGAAUUGCAACGGGAUGCGAGAGGGGAAGGAUAGAAGAAGAAAUGAAGAGGUCGGAAUUGAAGAUGAGGAGAAUGGAGGAGACAGAGUCACCUACAUUGGCUCAGAUAUUGAGCUUUGGAGACAAAAUAGGGUAUUUUGGAGGGAAGAAGGAGAAGAAAAAGAUAAAGAAAAAACCAAUUAUUCCUCUGGUGGGAGAUUUGUUGUUAAUAUUAAGGAAAAAAGGGUCUUCUGAGAGUGAUCUUCGUUCAUCUUUCAAUUCCUUCAAUUAGAAACCUUUGUAUUUGCCUUCUACCUUCUCCUACUUUUAUGUUUCUCUAUCGAGUUUGUGUAUCCGUUGUGAACUGUAUUUUAGUGUAUAUUUGGAAGUGAUUUUGAAAUUGUUGAAAUCACUUUUGUUAUUUUUAAAAUUACCGUGGAACACAUUUUCAUCACUUAAAAGUAAAUCGUUA